UAACCAGUGGAUGCCAAAUUGGGGGCCAUUAUCAUAAAGAAUUGUUCCAGUAUAUAUAUAUAUAUAGGCCUAUGCACUUCUAAUAAAUUGUAUCAUAUCUAGGUUUCUGAUUAAUAAUAUAUGCUAACCAGCCAGUCCAGUUGUUAAUUGUAAUAUUCACGUCGAGUUUAUUAAUAUUAUUGUAAACGUUUCUCUUGAUUUUUUUUUAUUACGAUUCAUUUGCGGUUGCUUCAAGUAGAGUUUUUUUUUGUUUGUAAGAGGUUCUGUUACGCAUAAACAUGUCAAUUAUGGUACAUUUUGCGUCAUUUCUCAUUCUCACGACUUUCACGGCGCAACUGGAGGCAGUCAGGGUCUUCGCGGGAGUUUUCUACAAGGAGCUACGUCACGCUGUAGCGUAUGAAUCAUCGGUUCCACUAACAUACGAGGUAGAUUUCCCGGCAGCUCAGCUCGACAUCUUGCAGGCGGAAAGGGUGUUCUGGCCUAACUGUCAACAAGAGGAUUGCAGUUUAGCGGAUGCGGUAGAAGUUUUGUAUAAUUCUACAAACGGAAUUCUUCGCAACAGUCAUGCUGCUUUCAACUCUUCAAUUCGUUUGGGAACUCAAGCUUCACGAAAGACCAGAGCGAUCGAUGUUGUCGGCGAUUUUCUUCAUUUUUGUUGCGCAGUCGCGACGGAUGGGGAACUUCAUAAGCUGGAAUUCAACGAAAAACAUGUAGCUGAUCACCUCAACGCAUUCCAAGGGUUGGUUGCAGACGACCACAAAGAUUUAAUUCGGAUUUCUCGCAACUUGAGGCAGUUUGCUGGAAAUUUUUCUCAGCAAUUUCACGAUGCGUAUAGCAAAUUAACAGACAGUAUGAGAUUAUUCGUACAACAGAAUGUAUCGGAGGAGAAAACACUGUUCACAAACCAGUUAUUAAUUUACAUUUUUCACCUCUACUCACAUGUAAAUAUUUUAUCACGGCAGGAAUUCAUAAAUACUGCGAAGGAACGCUGUGAUAAAAAGCUUUUACCCUUUUCGCUGGUACACCCCAAUUUAUUACGUUCAGAUCUCUUCAGAUUGGAGAAAGGAUAUAAGUCGAAAGGACACCAGUUAGCUAUACCUCUAUCGGAUUUGCAGCGAUAUUUUGAUCUUCCACUUACGACUUGCGUGGUGAAGGAGAACUCCAUGGUGCUUAGUUUAAAAGUACCAUUGGUCAGCAUCGGCGGACAGUUUCAAUUGCACAAGUAUGUGAGGACACCUAUGUAUUUCGACGGCCAGAUUUGUCAGCUUCAGCAGCAGGAUUUCGUUUUGGCGCGGAGACAGGAGGACGGUGAGAUUCAGGUCAUCUCGGGAGAUCAUCUCUCUUCUUGUCGGGCACAGGACGAUUUCUUAUGCUAUCUUCCGCGGCUGGUGCAUGGAGGACAUAUGUCAUCAAGAUGUAUGCAUCACUUGUUUGCGGUGACAGAGCUGAAGGACAUCCAACAAUAUUGCAGUUUAAGCUGUCGUCCAGCUAAGCAGGAGUUGGAGAUCGUCGAAUUUUCGCCUUCGGAGUAUAUCGUCGCGAAUAUACAGGCCAACACUACAGUCACUUGCGAGGGAGGUUCGUUUCAUCAUCUUCAACCUAUUCCGGGAGCAAUGUAUGUGGUUUUACCCUGUCAUUGCGAGAUUUCGGUCGGCGGGAGAAUAAUGGUGAGAAAGACUUUUCCAUGUGACGCAAAUGUUGAUAAACAACCUCAGGUUCUCCAUUACUUACCUUUGCAUUGGGUUAAGUUUAAUUCGUUGAAAAUUGAUGUUUUGCAACCGCAUUUCAAUCCUAAUUUUGUUAAUUUUAGCGAAAUUUUAAAAACUGAUAUAGAUAUAAAGGUUCCGGAAUUUACAGUUCAAGACGUAAUAUCGUCAGAUAUAUUUCACAAAGUAGAUCUUCCAAAUUCUUGGGGAGAUGUUGUAAAUUCCUCUAGUUUUGUUUUUUAUAUAUUAUUUGGCUGGUUAGGGUUUUUAACUUUAUUCUGUGCAUAUUUAGGCAUCAAGUUGUAUGUGUGUAAAUUAUCUGCUGUAACGGUAGCACAACCCAAGAUACAUAUAAUCGAUAGUUAGGAGUUAUAUAGUUACUUUUUGAUAGAUUAACUGUUUUAUUGUUUUUUUUUCUUGAC
This is a messenger RNA of Nilaparvata lugens (brown planthopper), 2128 nucleotides long. RefSeq lists its product as uncharacterized. The transcript has 2 exons. Lineage: Eukaryota; Metazoa; Arthropoda; Insecta; Hemiptera; Delphacidae. The record is from RefSeq and is a predicted model, not a curated record. The coding region runs from base 279 to 2072 and encodes 597 amino acids.